This is a messenger RNA of Saxophila tyrrhenica, 1140 nucleotides long. RefSeq names its product tRNA (uridine-2'-O-)-methyltransferase trm7 (gene TRM7). Gene Ontology annotation, cellular component: cytoplasm. The record is from RefSeq and is a predicted model, not a curated record. The coding region runs from base 1 to 1140 and encodes 379 amino acids. Gene Ontology annotation, biological process: cytoplasmic translation; tRNA methylation. Lineage: Eukaryota; Fungi; Ascomycota; Dothideomycetes; Mycosphaerellales; Extremaceae. The transcript has a single exon. Gene Ontology annotation, molecular function: tRNA methyltransferase activity.
AUGGGCAAAUCUUCCAAAGACAAACGGGACGCAUACUACCGCCUGGCCAAAGAACAAGGAUGGCGUGCGCGUUCAGCGUUCAAACUCCUCCAACUGGACGAAGAAUUCAACCUCUUCGAAGGCGUAACGCGAGUAGUCGACCUCUGCGCCGCACCCGGGAGCUGGUCUCAAGUCCUCUCGCGAGUACUGAUCCAAGGCGAGCGAAUCGGUAGAGCGGCAUGGGAAGACAAACGCUACAAAGCAAUCCUCAGGCUCAGAGAGACUGGAGAAGCAGCGGAUUUACUACCCAGCAUCGAGACCGCAGAGCCACCGGCAGCCGAACCUCGAGAAGACGUGAAGAUAGUCGCCAUCGACUUGCAGCCCAUGUCGCCGCUGCAAGGCAUCACCUGUCUGAAAGCGGACAUUACCCACCCUUCUACGAUACCACUACUACUCAACGCGCUAGAUCCGGAGUACGAUCCUUCUUCCACGUCUGUUGAAGCUUCUCAUCCCGUCGACUUGGUCCUCUCGGACGGCGCACCUGAUGUCACGGGUCUACAUGACCUGGACAUCUACAUCCAAUCGCAACUACUCUGGGCUGCACUCAACCUGGCACUGUGCGUUCUCAAGCCCGGUGGGAGGUUCGUGGCGAAGAUCUUCAGGGGCAAGGAUGUUGAUAUCUUGUAUGCUCAGCUAAAGGUGGUGUUUGAGAGCGUGGUGGUUGCGAAGCCACGAAGCAGUAGGGCGAGCAGCGUGGAGGCGUUUAUCGUCUGCUCGAACUUCAGGCCACCUGCUGGCUUCAAAGCUAGUUUGGACAAUCCUCUGGGAGCUGGCCGCAAGCUGGACACCUUAGCAUCAGCAUCAUCGGGUUCAGUUGAGCUUUCAGGAACCCAUACGGAAGACGGCAUAACAGAGCUUGACGCCGUCCUCGAAGACCUGGACUUGAACAAGGAGGUCAGCGACACCCGCUGGAUCGCUCCCUUCCUAGCCUGUGGUGACCUAUCUGCUUUCGACGCGGAUGCAAGCCAUAAGCUUCCGGAAGGACAUAUCAGUCUCGACCCGGUGCAGCCGCCUACUGCGCCGCCAUAUCGGCAGGCGCUGGAGGAACGGAAGAAGAUGGGCGGUGCUUACGGGAAGACGAAGUUGGGAGAGGUGGGAUGA